CAACUUUACCAGCAGAAGUUCGACACUCAGUUGCCCUUGGACGACACUGAGCUCCCGAGUCAGCGAGCAUGAUAGAAGACUUUCGUAGUUCGCUAUAUAAAAUAAGAAUAACUGGAGACUCGAACCAGAACUUAUCAUCUGUGCCGAGCAAACCCCAACGCAUAUAUCCCUCCACAUCACAUUCCUGAGAAGAUGGCGCCUAAAGCACCGAAAGGCAAGCGUAAUGUCUACGUCCUCGGCGUGGGCAUGACCAAGUUCAUCAAGCCCCGUGGCAAGGUCGACUACACUGAACUCGGCUAUGAGGCCGGAAUCAAAGCUCUCCUCGAUGCUCAGGUAAACUACGAUGAUAUUGACGCUGGUGUGGCUUGCUACUGCUACGGUGACAGCACCUGCGGUCAACGAGUCUUCUACCAAUUCGGUAUGACAUCAGUUCCGAUCUACAAUGUCAACAACAACUGCUCCACCGGCUCGACAGGCUUGCAACUUGGUCGGACUAUGAUCGCAGGCGGCAUGGCCGAAGCCGUGAUGGUCGUUGGCUUCGAGAAAAUGAACCCAGGCUCGUUGGCGUCAUAUUUCCAGGACCGUGAGAACCCCACAGGGACGUUCGGAAUGAUCAUGGCACAGACUCGAGGUAUCUCCAAAGCCCCUGGUGCCGCACAGUUGUUCGGUAACGGUGGACGAGAGUACAAGGAGAAAUUCGGGGCGAAGAACGAAGAUUUUGGCGAGAUCGCCCGUAUCAACCAUGAGCACUCCAAGCGCAACCCAUACUCCCAAUUCCAAGACGACUACACCUUGGACCAGAUCAUGCAGUCACCAAUGGUCUACGAGCCUCUGACCAAGCUCCAAUGUUGCCCGACGAGUGAUGGCGGUGCCGCGGCCGUUCUCGUCUCACAAGACUUCCUUGACGCUCGACCAGAGCUCAAGGAGCAGGCAGUACUCAUUGCCGGCCAGACUCUGGCCACCGAUAGCCCAGCUGCAUUUAGCCGGUCAUCAAUGGACUUGGUGGGUUACAACAUGACCAAGUACGCCGCCAAACUUGCCAUGGACGAAGCUGGUGUUACCGUCGAUGACAUCAAGGUCUGCGAACUUCACGACUGCUUUAGCGCUAACCAGAUGAUUACCAUUGACGCGCUGGGCCUCAGCGAGCAUGGUAAGGCCCACGAGAUGGUCCGACGCGGUGACAUCACCUACGGCGGCAAGAUGGUCAUAAACCCGUCCGGUGGGCUCAUCAGCAAGGGUCACCCGCUUGGCGCCACUGGCAUUGCGCAGUGUGCUGAGCUAGUAUGGCACCUCCGUGGAUGGGCCAACAACCGAUUGAUCGACGGAACCAAGUCCACGUUGCAGCACAACUUGGGUCUCGGAGGUGCAGUCGUCGUCACUGUGUACCAGCGUGCCGAUGGUCAGGUUGCGAAGGCAGUCAGUGACGAGGAGGUUGCUAAGAGGACGACUGUUGGCUACAACCCGGCCGUCGUGGCUAAGGGCUUCACAAAGAGCCAGGCCGACAGCGUUCGCAGCAAGACUGCGCGUAGUGAAUGGGCACUCCAGGAUGUUGCCAAGAAGGUCGAGUCGAGAUUUUAAAUUGACGGCUAGGUAUCAUGAAAGUGGCUUGUCCCAUUUGAUGGAAAGGGGCAGGGUUAACAAAUUGAUGUGAACUGUACGAAGAUAAUUGCACCAUGUGAAAACAAAAAAAUCAACGAUUUUGACACAAUG
Dissoconium aciculare CBS 342.82 is the source of this 1710-nucleotide messenger RNA. RefSeq names its product thiolase-like protein. Gene Ontology annotation, molecular function: acyltransferase activity, transferring groups other than amino-acyl groups. The record is from RefSeq and is a predicted model, not a curated record. The transcript has a single exon. Bases 193 to 1578 code for a protein of 461 amino acids. NCBI's taxonomy places the organism in Eukaryota, Fungi, Ascomycota, Dothideomycetes, Mycosphaerellales, Dissoconiaceae.